Messenger RNA from Melospiza melodia melodia, 2412 nucleotides. RefSeq names its product ras-like protein family member 11A-like. Lineage: Eukaryota; Metazoa; Chordata; Aves; Passeriformes; Passerellidae. Gene Ontology annotation, molecular function: GTP binding; GTPase activity. Bases 89 to 841 code for a protein of 250 amino acids. The record is from RefSeq and is a predicted model, not a curated record. The transcript is spliced from 4 exons.
GCCGGCAGAGCCGGGCGAGGACGGGCGCCGCGGAGCCGCGCUCCUGCUUUCCUCCCGCAGCCCGGGCCGAGCAGCCAUCCCUUCUGGCAUGCUCCUCAUCCCUGAGCACACGAUGUCUCAGUACUCCACCAACUUCCUGCUGCUGCCCAUCCCGGAGUACCCUGCGCUGGACUGCGCGCCCAACAAAAUCAUCAAGCUGGUGGUGCUGGGCGGCAGCGGCGUGGGCAAGACAGCCCUGGUCGUGCGCUUCCUCACGAAGAGAUUUAUUGGGGACUAUGAAGCCAACACUGGUGCUUUGUAUUCCAGGAAGUUCACCAUAGAUGGGGAGCAGAUCUCUCUGCAGGUGCAGGACACUCCCUUUGUCUCAUUGGAGGAUGACACAGACAGCAUCUGCUGCCAGGAGCAGAUAAACCGCUCCAUCUACUGGGCCGACGGCUUCGUCUUCGCGUUCUCCAUCACGGACUACGAGAGCUUCCGCCUGCUGCGCCCGCUGCACCAGCACAUCCGCAGGAUCCACCCCAACGCCAACAUCCCCCUGCUGCUCAUGGCCAACAAGGGGGACCUGCUGAGGGCCAGGCAGGUGUCCUCCAAGGAGGGGCUGCAGCUGGCCACCGAGCUGGGCGGCACCUACUGCGAGGUGUCGGCGCGGGAGAGCUGCGAGGGCGUGCACGAGGCCUUCCAGCAGCUGUGCCAGGAGCUCAGCAGGAGCAGCUCCAGCUGCAACGGGGAGAAGAGGAGAGGUCUGCACCUGGUCAGGCCCAAGUCGCCCAACAUGCAGGACUUGAAGAGGCGUUUGAAGCAGGCUCUGACUUCCAAAGGCAAAUCUGCCACCACGCUUUGAUGUUCCUGCUCAGGGAUUGUGUUCUGGAGCCCUGGGUAAAAGGGCAACAAGCUGGGAAAAAGGGGCAUCAAUUCAGCCAUCAGGAUGUGGGAGAGACUCUCAGUCCUGUGAGAGACCCUCAGGUCCUGUGAGAGACUCUUUUGUUUGGUCUUCACAUCCUCCUCAAAAAGCCCCUGCUCAUUCAGCAGAGGAACUCGCAGAAUUUGCUCUCUGGAGCAAGGAUUUCCAAACUGUGGUUUAAAAAAAGAAAUCGUCCCAAAUUCAUUCUAUCUUUUUAUUUCUUUUUGGAAAGGGCUGCAGUCAAAUAUCUUGGUGUUAAAAAGUGGGUUUUGUUAAUGAGAAUAAUGAAAUCCUACUUUUAAGAGAUGUGACUUCCCUUGGGGAUGGUUGUGUUCCCAAACACAGGCAGUGAACUACAGCAGGGCAUGAGGAGAGUGACAGGAGCUGUACUGAGCAAGAAAAAUGGACCAGAUCUGCUUCAGUGCAAGACUGGAAAAUAAAUGAAUUAAUUCAUUUAAAUGAAGAGAAUAAAUAGUGAAAAGUAUUAAUUGAAAGAAAAAGUUCUGAGCAAUGGGGAGAAAUUUGUUCAUUUGCAAACUUAAGCCUUACAGUGUCUCUUUAAAGGGAGAUUUUUAAAAAAUCACUAUUUUUUUCAGAUUAUUUUUGUUUAAAAGCACAGUGACUGCUUCUGAAAGUGAUUAUUUGGACAAAAUUUGGGGCAGCAUUCUGUAUUUACCAAUGUCACAAUGUCCAGUAGUUUCUCCAUGGCAUUUCUCAUUUUUCUGAAGGUUUCUUACAUGGCAAAAGGGAAAAAUAGAUCAGAGUGGUUUAAAACCUGCCAAAAAAUGGGCUUCACUGAUCAAGAGCAAGGAGGUCACCUAAAACUCUUAAUUUUUUCCCCCCAAACUAGUUAGACUUCAAGUUCAAAACACUUUUCAAGAAGCAAAGCCUUCACACAAAACAUAUUUACCCCAUUAGGUUAUCCAGGGUUUUUUUAAGAAGAAAAGGUUUUAUGAUGCCUGAAAUUUUUGGCUUUGGGAAUUGAUUAUUUUGUUGUUUGAGUGUUUGUUGUUAAACCCAGGCUUCCCUGAGCAGCUCCCAGAGCAUCCCAGCCUGUCAGGACAAGUCCCAGUGGCAGUGUCUGGUUGUGCCUCAGCACGUCCAAGGAUUUGGGGCUGCAUCCCAGGAACUGAUUUAUGGAACCAACAGCAGCCCAGGGAGCUCCCAGCACUCUGUUCUCACUGAGGUGGGGAGCAACAGGCUUGGAGCAUGAAAAAUUCAUGAUGCUCCAAGCUCUCCUUCAAGGGAGCAGAUGAGCAAUUCAAGGACCAUGAAAUGAAGUCAAGCUCAGUGAUUUAUACUCAGGGACACUGGAGGGAAACCCGAGUUUGAUGGAUAUGGAAAAACACUCCCAGCUGCAGCUUCAUCUGGCAAGACUGAGCUAAAUCAACCUUUUCCUCAUUAGGAGCAGCAAAAAUGCAAAUGGAAUCUGAUGAGUAUUUGUACAGCUCAGGGCUUUAAAAUGUACUUUGUGUUUUUCAUUUCCCUAUAUUAGACAGUUCUAGCCAUGA